ACACAAAUGAUACCACCCCCUAAAUAUAAUCGUCUGUCCUCAUAAAUCCUGCUCCUGUUGAAGAAUAGAGGGUAAAGGCACAGACACUCACUGCACCUAUUUGAGAAAUAUGACUACCUCAAACCAGAAUGUUGAGUUUGUGAGGACAGGUUAUGGGAAGAAGCAAGUUAAAGUUCUGUAUAUUCGGAGGGAGAGGAAUCAACACUACAUAUUGGAGCUGAAAGCAGAUGUGCAGCUUACGCUAAACUCUCUGAAAGAUUACCUCACUGGAGACAACUCGGACAUCAUUCCAACCGACACCAUCAAAAACACUGUCCAUGCCCUGGCUAAGCUAAAAGGAGUUAAAACCAUUGAGGGCUUUGCCUUGGACAUCUGCAAUCAUUUCCUGACAGCAUUCAAACAUGUCACACGAGCAAAGGUCAACAUUGAGGAAGCUCCAUGGAAGAGACUCGAAAAGAAUGCAGUUGAACAUGCCCAUGCAUUCAUCCUCUCUCCAGAGUCUUUGCGCUUCUGUGAGGUUGAACAGUACAGAAAUGCGAAUGCAGUGAUCCACAGCGGAAUCAAAGACAUGAAGGUUCUGAAGACCACGCAGUCAGGUUUCGAGGGCUUCCUGAAAGAUCGCUUCACCACUCUGCAGGAAGCCAAGGACAGAGUCUUCUGCACCUCUGUUUAUGCUAGGUGGCGCUACAACCAGCACAAGGAAGUAAACUUUGACAUGGCAUGGAAAACUGUGAAGGACAGCAUCAUUGAGAAGUUUGCUGGCCCCUACGAUCGUGGGGAGUAUUCACCAUCUGUUCAGAAGACACUCUACGAUACACAGAUUCUUGUUCUUGAGAGACUGCCAGAGGUCGAGGAGAUUGAAAUCAUCAUGCCGAACCAGCACUACUUUACAAUUGACAUGACUAAACUGGGACUCUCCAAUAAGGAUGAGGUCCUUCUACCUCUUGAUAAUCCAGCAGGCAACAUUACAGGAACUAUAUGCAGGACACCACAAGCCAAACUGUGAAACUGUUCAGAAAAAUGAGGAAUCCACAAACAAGGCCGUCUUAAACAGACUUUAAUAAACCGCAGUAAAAACAAGUCAACAAAAAAAUUAACCCCAUGUAUUCAAAUUUCACAAGUGGAGUUACAGAACACAAGUAAAAGCUAAAAAUAUACACAAGUUAAUUUUUAAAAGACCUGAAUUGGUCAGUGUGGCUCUGAAUGCAAUGGCGCAAAAAAUACUACUCACAUUUAAUAAAUAAGAGCUUUAAUAAAUAAAUUGAAUGGGAACAUGUAUACAUAUACACCAUUACACAAUGUUGUGCAGGGUUAAUAGUGAUUUAAAACACAUUUGUGAGUUGUUGUUGUUUUUUUUUUGUUUGUUUGUUUGUUUAAAGAAAUAUCUGGAUCACUAAUUGAAGGUAUGUGAAAUUAGAUCUAAAUGUAUUUGUAACAAACAGAUUAAAUCUUGUAUGGAUUCCUUUCA
Molecule: messenger RNA, 1468 nt
Organism: Ictalurus furcatus (blue catfish)
Lineage: Eukaryota; Metazoa; Chordata; Actinopteri; Siluriformes; Ictaluridae
Gene: uox
Product: urate oxidase
Exons: 8
Coding region: 110-1006 (298 amino acids)
Biological process (GO): urate catabolic process; purine nucleobase catabolic process
Cellular component (GO): peroxisome
Molecular function (GO): urate oxidase activity
Source: RefSeq, a predicted model, not a curated record